This is a messenger RNA of Camellia sinensis, 684 nucleotides long. The record is from RefSeq and is a predicted model, not a curated record. Lineage: Eukaryota; Viridiplantae; Streptophyta; Magnoliopsida; Ericales; Theaceae.
AUGGAUACUUUGAAAUCCAUAAUAUUUACUUCAUUUUCAUCCUCUUCUUCUUCCUCCUCCUCUGAUGAGGAGUCUGAUGAUGAAUAUAUGAUUACACUUUUAGCAGCUUAUGAGCAGAAUACCAGUAGAAUGCUUCAGAUUCUUAAGUCAAGUGAUAGCUCAAAGAAAAUAGGGGGUUCUAUUGUAGGUCACAAGUAUAUACGCAGAGAUAGAAGGCAAGGUCAUGACAGAUUGUUUGCAGAUUAUUUUGCUGCAAAUCCAGUGUAUUCACCUACAAUAUUUCGGAGACGUUUUCGAAUGCGUCGUCCUUUGUAUUUGCGAAUUUUGAAUGCAAUCCAAGAACACAAUUCAUAUUUUGUUCAAAAACAAGAUGCAACUCAUGUAGUUGGAUUAUCUCCCCUACAAAAAAUGACUUCAGCGAUAAGAAUAUUGUCAUAUGGUGUCGCAGCAGAUGUAGUUAAUGAUUACAUACGUAUCAGGGAAAGCACUGCAAUUCAAAGUUUGCAACAAUUUUGUAAUUCAGUGAUUGAAAUCUUUGGAGUAGAAUAUCUGAGAUCUCCGACACCAACUAACAUUGCUAGAUUACUUACUAUUGGGGAGGUUCGGGGGUUUCCUGGUAUGUUGGGAAGUUUAGAUUGCAUGCAUUGGGAGUGGAAAAAUUGUCCAAAAGCAUGGCAAGGUUAA